Callorhinus ursinus (northern fur seal) is the source of this 6317-nucleotide messenger RNA. It is a transcript of the gene SMC2, whose product is annotated as structural maintenance of chromosomes 2. The record is from RefSeq and is a predicted model, not a curated record. Gene Ontology annotation, molecular function: ATP hydrolysis activity; ATP binding; protein binding. Gene Ontology annotation, cellular component: chromosome. Lineage: Eukaryota; Metazoa; Chordata; Mammalia; Carnivora; Otariidae. Gene Ontology annotation, biological process: chromosome organization.
CUGGGUGCGGAGCGCGGGGCGAGUGUUGCAGCCGCUAUGGAGGGAUUCUCUUAGUAGGGCCCGAAGCCCGGCAAAGUGGGCCGGCUUUCUGCUCUUGUAACCAGGAUUAGCUUCUAGGGCGCCUCAAGCCGGGGCGGCCUGGCGCAGCGGUGAGGCGGAGCUGCUUUGUGGCCUGUUGGAUUCCUAGCAGACGUUUACUUGUCCAAGUCAGUAGUGAAAAUGCAUGUUAAGUCAAUCAUCCUUGAAGGAUUUAAGUCCUAUGCUCAGAGGACUGAAGUCAAUGGUUUUGACCCCCUCUUCAAUGCUAUCACUGGUUUAAAUGGUAGUGGGAAAUCCAACAUACUGGACUCCAUCUGCUUUUUGCUGGGCAUCUCCAACCUAUCUCAGGUUCGGGCUUCUAAUUUACAAGAUUUAGUUUACAAAAAUGGGCAGGCUGGUAUUACCAAAGCUUCAGUGUCAAUCACAUUUGAUAAUUCUGACAAAAAGCAAAGCCCUUUAGGAUUUGAGGUUCAUGAUGAAAUUACAGUAACAAGGCAGGUGGUUAUUGGUGGUAGAAAUAAAUAUUUAAUCAAUGGAGUAAAUGCAAACAAUACCAGAGUACAAGAUCUCUUCUGUUCUGUUGGCCUUAAUGUUAACAACCCUCACUUUCUCAUCAUGCAGGGCCGAAUUACAAAAGUAUUGAAUAUGAAACCUCCAGAGAUUUUGUCCAUGAUAGAAGAAGCAGCUGGAACCAGGAUGUAUGAGUACAAAAAAAUAGCUGCCCAGAAAACUAUAGAAAAAAAAGAGGCUAAGCUGAAAGAAAUUAAGACGAUACUUGAAGAAGAGAUUACUCCAACCAUUCAAAAAUUAAAAGAGGAAAGAUCUUCCUACUUGGAAUACCAAAAAGUAAUGAGGGAAAUAGAACAUUUGAGUCGUUUAUAUAUUGCCUAUCAGUUUUUGCUGGCUGAAGAUACAAAAGAACGCUCAGCCGAGGAGUUAAAAGAAAUGCAAGAUAAAGUUGUAAAGCUUCAAGAAAAAUUGUCUGAGAAUGAUAAAAAAAUAAAAGCACUUAGUCAUGAAAUAGAAGAGUUGGAAAAAGGAAAAGAUAAGGAAAUUGGAGGUAUACUCCGAUCUUUAGAAGAUGCUCUUGCAGAAGCUCAGCGAGUUAAUACUAAAUCUCAAAGUGCCUUUGAUCUCAAGAAGAAAAAUCUGGCAAGUGAAGAGAACAAACGCAAAGAGCUAGAGAAAAAUAUGAUUGAGGAUUCUAGAACUUUAGCAGCAAAGGAAAAAGAGGUUAAAAAGAUAACAGAUGGGCUGAACGCCCUUCAGGAAGCAGGUAACAAAGAUGCUGAAGCUUUGGCUGCUGCACAGCAGCACUUCAAUGCUGUUUCUGCCGGACUGUCUAGCAGUGACGACGGGGCCGAAGCAACUCUUGCUGGUCAAAUGAUGGCCUGUAAAAAUGACAUAAGUAAAGCUCAGACAGAAGCCAAACAGGCUCAGAUGAAGUUGAAACAUGCCCAACAAGAAUUAAAGACUAAACAGGCUGAAGUUAAGAAGAUGGAUAGUGGCUACAGGAAGGAUCAAGAAGCUUUAGAGGCUGUGAAGAAACUUAAAGAAAAACUUGAAGCCGAAAUGAAAAAGCUAAAUUAUGAAGAAAACAAAGAGGAAGGACUUCUGGAAAAGCGCAGGCAGCUAUCUCGUGAUAUCAGUAGAUUGAAAGAAACAUAUGAAGCUCUCUUAGCCAGAUUUCCUAAUAUUCAAUUUGCCUACAGGGAUCCAGAGAAGAACUGGAAUAGAAAUUGUGUGAAAGGACUUGUAGCUUCUCUGAUUAGUGUGAAAGAUACUUCUGCAACCACAGCUUUAGAAUUGGUGGCUGGGGAACGGCUCUACAAUGUUAUAGUAGACACAGAGGUUACUGGAAAAAAGUUACUAGAAAAGGGGGAAUUGAAACGUCGAUACACUAUAAUUCCACUCAAUAAAAUUUCUGCCAGAUGUAUUGCUCCAGAAACUCUGAGGGUCGCUCAGAAUCUUGUUGGUCCUAACAAUGUUCACGUGGCUCUUUCCCUGGUUGAAUACAAACCAGAACUUCAGAAAGCAAUGGAAUUUGUCUUUGGAACAACGUUUGUUUGUAAUAAUAUGGAUAAUGCAAAAAAAGUGGCGUUUGAUAAAAGGAUAAUGACUAGAACUGUAACUCUAGGGGGUGAUGUAUUUGAUCCUCAUGGGACAUUGAGUGGAGGUGCUCGAUCCCAGGCAGCUUCUAUUUUAACCAAGUUUCAAGAACUCAAAGAUGUUCAAGAUGAGCUGAGAAUCAAGGAGAAUAAGCUACAGACUCUAGACGAGGAAUUAGCAGGUCUUAAAAACACAGCUGAAAAGUAUCGCCAACUAAAACAGCAAUGGGAGAUGAAAACUGAGGAGGCAGAUUUAUUGCAAACCAAGCUUCAGCAAAGCUCAUAUCAUAAGCAACAAGAAGAAUUAGAUGCGCUUAAAAAAAUCAUUGAGGAAAGUGAGGAGACCUUAAAAAACACCAAAGAAAUUCAAAAAAAAGCAGAAGAAAAGUAUGAAGUAUUGGAGAAUAAAAUGAAAAACGCAGAGGCUGAAAGGGAGCGAGAACUGAAGGAUGCUCAGGAAAAACUGGAUUUUGCCAAAACGAAAGCAGAUGCUUCUAGUAAGAAAAUGAAAGAAAAACAACAGGAAGUUGAAGCUAUCACUCUGGAGCUGGAAGAGCUCAAGAGAGAGCACGCAUCCUAUAAGCAACAGCUUGAAGCUGUAAAUGAAGCUAUCAAAUCCUAUGAAGUACAGAUUGAAGUAAUGGCAGCUGAGGUCGCUAAAAAUAAGGAGUCUGUAAAUAAAGCCCAAGAAGAGGUGACCAAGCAAAAAGAAGUGAUAACAGCCCAAGACAAUGUAAUUAAAGCUAAAUAUGGUGAAGUAGCAACACAUAAGGAACAAAACAAUGAUUCUCAGCUUAAAAUUAAGGAACUGGACCACAACAUCAGCAAACAUAAACGGGAAGCUGAAGAUGCUGCUGCAAAGGUCUCCAAAAUGUUGAAAGACUAUGACUGGAUUAAUGCAGAGAAACACCUCUUUGGGCAACCUAAUAGUGCCUAUGAUUUCAAAACCAACAACCCAAAAGAAGCUGGUCAGAGACUUCAGAAGUUGCAAGAAAUGAAGGAGAAACUGGGGAGAAAUGUCAACAUGAGAGCUAUGAAUGUUCUGACAGAAGCUGAAGAGCGGUAUAAUGACUUGAUGAAGAAGAAGAGAAUUGUAGAAAAUGACAAAUCCAAAAUCCUUGCAACUAUAGAAGACCUUGACCAGAAGAAAAACCAAGCCCUAAAUAUUGCUUGGCAAAAGGUGAACAAGGACUUUGGGUCUAUUUUUUCUACUCUUUUGCCUGGUGCUAAUGCUAUGCUUGCACCACCAGAGGGGCAAACUGUAUUGGAUGGUCUGGAGUUUAAGGUUGCUUUAGGAAAUACUUGGAAAGAAAACCUAACCGAACUUAGUGGUGGUCAGAGGUCAUUAGUAGCUUUGUCAUUAAUAUUAUCCAUGCUCCUCUUCAAACCUGCUCCAAUAUAUAUCCUGGAUGAGGUAGAUGCAGCCUUGGACCUUUCUCACACCCAGAAUAUUGGACAGAUGCUGCGUACUCAUUUCACACAUUCUCAGUUCAUUGUGGUGUCACUGAAGGAGGGUAUGUUCAACAAUGCAAAUGUCCUUUUCAAAACCAAGUUUGUGGAUGGUGUUUCUACAGUAGCCAGAUUUACUCAGUGUCAAAAUGGAAAGAUUCCAAAAGAAACCACAUCCAAGGCAAAAGGACCCAAAUGACCACAUCUGGAAGUUAAAAGUACAAAUUUACUCCUUCACCUUGACCUGUUUUUUAAACAAAGAACUUUGGCUUUACUUAUUUAUGUAAAGAUGUAAUGUUUUGUUACUUAACCCAUAUCUUCUCUUCCUUUAUGUAAUCUCUUAUAAAUGAGUAUAGAUUCCUCUCUUCUUAAUUAGUGUAACUGUGGUCCAAUUACUGUGAUUGUGAUUUUAUGCAUGUCCUCAAAUGCUUUUUUCUUACGCAGUUCUUUUAGAUAUAGAUAUAGAUAUAGAUAUAGAUAUAGAUAUAGAUAUAGAUAGAUAUAGAUAUUGGGGAGCCUGAGAUACAUGGUUGGUGGUAAAUUCUAAAAAAUCAAAGAAACAGAUGAAAUUAAAUUAUAGGAUAAAUAUAGCUGAUAGUCAGCUUUUAAUUCGUUUCAUUCCUAAGGUAAUAUUAGUGUGUUUUCUGUUGUUAAGAAAGUCAUUUAGGUAAGGAAGACUUAUAAAGCAAGUAUCUGGACCAACAAUGGGAACACAAAGGACACUGUUAGGCAUGCAGGAGCUGUUUGUGGUUAGUUCUGUGAAGAUACAAUGCCAAGAGCCCUGAUGUAGACUCAGUGAUGUUUGGAUAUCAUGUUUCUAUAUGCUUAGUAAUUGGUCUGUGAAAUCUUAAGUUUUUCAAAAGUCUUCACCGGUUUUUAAUAGAAGUCUGGGAGAAGGUCUGUUGCAUGCUGCCCUCCACGUUUAUCUGAAGUCUCCUGUUUUCAGAGAUUUUUGUCAGGCUUUUCAUAGUCCAAUCAGUACAAUCUAUUGGUGAAUGAGAAUGUAUUUAUUUUUCCUUCAUUCUGAUACAUUUAUAAAAAGAUCCAUCUAUUUUACCAAAAGAACUCAAAAUUUGUUGAUUUUUAUAUUUCUUAGUGUCUUCUGCUUUCCAGUUCAAAAGGUUGAAUUUCCUUUAAGAACUCAAAGAAGCACUACCACCCACCAUAAGAUUACUGUAUGUAGGUCCUAUUAUCUCUAGGUACAUCGCCAGAGCAGUGUCUCCAAACUUUGAAUCUUGAAAGCUCUCAUAUGAUCUAAUCCCAUCUUGAGUGUGUUAUUUUAGCCCCACAUCCCUUCUUGAUACUUGAGUCUUACUAGUUCCUUUAUGUUAUCCUUCCCCUAUAUAUGCUUAUAGUUCUUGACCUUGGCUUUAACAUUUCUCAUCCUUCCUUCUCAUGUCAGAUAACACAUCGGAAAGGAUUGAAUCUGGAAUUAGUUCUUGUCCAUUGUGGGAGGAGAGGGAGACAAAGCUGUAAAUGCUGAAGUACAGGAGGUCUAAUACCACAUAUGAGACAAACAGGAGUUUAUUUCCUCUCAAAUGCAUUGCAUAUUGUUUGCCAGUCAGUUCACACUUGCAGCAAGGUCACGUACCUGUUGACCACAACCCAGUCAGCACUGGCUAUUAGUUUUAUUACUUCUGAUUUGUUAGUUAUAAAAUGGUACUUCAUUGCUGUUUUAAGUAGCACUUUCUCAACAACUUGUGAGGUUGAAUAUUUUGCCAUAUGAACCAAUUUUCUUCACUGCAAAUUUUCUAUAUGUUUGCUUCCCUAAUUUUUGUCAUAUAUAAUCUUGCUCUUGGAUGAAAAUCCUCAAACAUUAAAUUUUUGUGAGUCAUGUUGACUAGAAGAAGACAUGAAGGGGAAAUGAGGACAUUUAUUUCACAGAUCUGCAAUAAUAGGAGUAACUGACAUUUACUUAGCUCUUAUACAUCAGAUGCUAUUCUCAUUUGCACAUGUUUUCACAUUUUGAGGUAAGUACUGUUGAUCGGCAUUAUAUAAUUGAGGAAAUUGAAUUGAGCAGACAAGUUAAGAAACUUGUUCACGGUGACAGUACAGUUAGAGGCAGAGUCAAGAUACCAGUCUUGGCAGGGGUCUCCAGAAUCUAUGAUAUAUUACCCUUCUGAUAGUUGGAACAUUUGUGUUUAUUGUACAUAAUAAAUUUAAGACCCACCUCGAUGAACAGUAUGCAAAAUGUGAGAAAAUUAUUUUAGGAAGAAUGUCAAACAUUUGAAAAGGAUUUGUUUGGUUUGUUUGGGCAUUUCAGGUACACUAACAAAGGCAAAAGCAAAAACUUGAGAAUCCUUUUUCUAAUAUGGUAAAGUAAUCAAAUAGGCCAGCCACUUCCACAAUCAUGUCAUCUGCAAAUCGGGGCAGGUUUUCUUCCUUUUCUUAACUGCCCUGGCUUGAAGUUCCAGCCCAGUGUUGUAUAAGAGUAAUAAUGAGAGCUGGCAUAUUUGCCUUUUCCCCAGAAUUCUGAGGAAAGCAUUCAGUCUUUCACCACCUAAAUGUUAGCUCUAGGUUUUUGGUUUAUAUUCUUUAUCAAGAUAAAGAAGUUUCCUUCUAUUCCUAGUUUGAUCGGUUUUGUCAUGGAUGCGCUAUUGAAUUUUCAUUGCCCUUUCUGCAUUGAUUGAUAUGAUCAUGUAACUUCUUUAACCUCUUAAUAUUAUGAAUUACAUUACUUAAUUUUUGAAUAUUAAACUUGUCUGGUAUUUCUAAAUUAAA